Molecule: messenger RNA, 3270 nt
Organism: Salvelinus fontinalis (brook trout)
Lineage: Eukaryota; Metazoa; Chordata; Actinopteri; Salmoniformes; Salmonidae
Gene: mtus1a
Product: microtubule associated tumor suppressor 1a
Exons: 10
Coding region: 463-1884 (473 amino acids)
Cellular component (GO): cytoplasm; nucleus
Molecular function (GO): microtubule binding
Source: RefSeq, a predicted model, not a curated record
CUCCUCUGCCAGCAUCGCCCAGCUCUGGGAGAUUCUAGAGCUCUAUUGCUAGAUAUUUGUCUGAGCACUGAAUGGUCUGAACUGAAGGCUGGCUCUAACUCCAGGAUUAGGGAUGUCUUUCUCUGCCUCUGCCUGUCACAUCUGUCCAGGGCAGAGCUAUUGAAAGCCUGCUGGCCCCCACCCCCCCGCCGGCCUCUCCCCCAGCUGGGCAUGUGCUGCUGGUCCUCAUUCUGAGUGGGAGGAGUUCCUGUUGCCAUGGUGAACUGACUGAAGGGGCUCUCACAUGGUAACGGUUGCUGCUGCUGUUUUUUUCUCUUCAUGUCUCAGUGCUACUGUCGACUGAGGCACUCUACCCUGAGACCAUCUUUGGCAUGUGGUGCACAUCAAGUUUCCCAUCUUCUACCUCUGGAUUCUUUGGGGAUUUAAAGUACAGUAGUUAGUGUUGGGUAUAUCCCUUCCUUGAUGUUUGGAGAGAUGUUAUGGUCUACCAAACUCUCACUGGUCAACAUCCACGUGCGGCUGGCGGCCAAGGGUUUACUCAGGAACCUGCAGCAGCUGUCAGGAUGCAGGAAGAACACCGGCGUGUUCUACACAGUGGACAAGAACAGACAGAGGGCGACACCACGGAGCCAGCCACAGCCUCAACAGCAGUCACCAGCGCCACUGCCGCCCCAGAGGGAUGGGCAUCCAGACCUGGUGCUGGCGGAGGGCAGGGCGGGGGGCAUGGAGAGCUACCGGGCACCGUGUGAGAGGAAGAACCAGAGCCUCCAGCAGCUCCAGGGACUCCUGGUUGCAAGUAACUGCAAAUUUGAGGCCAUUGUGGUGGUGCUGCAGCAGACCCUGGCAGAGCAUGAUGAGGUCAUUAAGCAGCGCAGGGACCUGUCCCAGGAACUGAUGACCUUGAAGGGAGAGCUCGUGAACUCGGCCCGCUCGUGUGAGUUGUUGGAGCGGGAGAAGGAUGAGGUGUGUGGGGCAUUGGAGGGCGUGCUACAGACAAUGCAGGAGCAGCACCACACAGAGCUGGCCCAGCUGGACGAGAGGCUCAGGGUGUUCUACCAGGCCGAGUGGGACAAUAUCCACCUGACCUACCAGGAGGAGGCAGACCGGUGCAAGGCCCUCAUGGAGCAGCAGAUGACGGAGUUGAGAGCCAGCCACGAGGCUGUGACGUUAGAGCUGGAGGCCAGCCACUCUGAACAGAUCCAAGCGGUUAAACAGCAGUAUGAAGAAUCUCUAAAAGAGUUCCGUCAAGCUCAUGAGCGGGAGCUGCAGACAUUGGACAAAAAACUGAAGGAGGCUGGAGCCACUUUAUCUAUUCAGAUUCAGGAGCUCACCGAGGAGAACACAACCCUGAACCACAGGAUAAAGGCAGAGGAGGACCAGAGAAGGGAGCUGGCUGAGAGAAGUCAGGACUCCCACACCCUGUAUCUGGAACAGGAACUGGAGAGCCUCAAAGUAGUGCUGGAUAUCAAGAACAAACAGCUGCACCAACAGGACCACAAACUGAUGCAGAUGGACAAACUGACGGAGAAAAGCGUUAAGCUGGACGAAUGCCUUAAAAAAGUCCAGCAGGAGAAUGAGGAUCUGAAAGCCCGCAUGGACAGACAUGCUGCUCUGUCGAGACAACUGUCCACAGAGCAGGCGGUGCUGCAGGACUCUCUCCACAAGGAAUCAAAGGUGAACAAGCGUCUGUCUAUGGAGAAUGAGGAGCUCAUCUGGAAGUUGCACAACGGGGACCCGAGCAGCCCCCUCAAGAUGUCCCCCACCUCCCCCUCCCACCAUUCCCUCGGCCUCCAAUCACCUCGCAGCUCUGCAGUCUUCACCAGCCCCAUCAAAUCACCUCGCAGCUCUGCCGUCUUCUCCAGCCCUCCCGUCUCACCCAGAUAACAGCAGCCCACCGCUUCCGGGAUGCAGACUCUCUUUCUCUCCUCUGAUUGGACUGGGUCCAGGAAGCAGCCUCUCUCGCUCCUUUCUGUUUGGACCGAGUCAUCCCUCCGUACUUAAGAGCUAUAUUAGCUGACCGGGAUUGAUGCAUGUCAUCCAGAGAUGGCUACAAUAUCCCUGAAUGGCUCUACUUUCUGUUGACACACUUACUACAGAUCAAUGACUCUAUGAGAAAAGACUGUUGCACAGAAGCACUUACUGAGUGAGACCGCCUCUUGUUCUCUCUGCCUUGUCUGUUAUUAUAGGACAUCUGCCAUAGGGUUAGGGUUAUUAUAGGACAUCAGAGGGUUAGUGUUAUUAUAGGACAUCAGAGGGUUAUUAUAGGACAUCAGAGGGUUAUUAUAGGACAUCAGAGGGUUAUUAUAGGACAUCUGCCAUAGGGUUAGGGUUAUUAUAGGACAGAGGGUUAGGGUUAUUAUAGGACAUCUCAGGACUAUAUAAUGAGACACUAUUUUUGUUACUCUUUCUCGUGGUCAGCAAAAGCGUGUUGCUGGUUUUCCCUCUGAAGACACACACCAGUGCUAUGGGAAGGAGUGCUGUGGUGCUGGUGACCAAAGGCAGACCUGUGUGUUGACUGACUGGGAAUAUGCUCUGCUCUGCUCCUGUCUGUCAUAAUAUUGCUAUGAGAAUCAGCACGGCUAGGAAUCCAAAAAUAACAUUGAAUCUCCUCCUUUGAUUUGAAAAUCAAACAUGAAUCCUGUAAUCUGUAUAUUAAUUGAUGAAAAUUAGGUAAACAUAAACCCUUGUACAACACAUACUACUCAAUACCAUUGUGUUCACUCAUAGAUCAUUCAUGAAAGCUUUCACUGCAGGAACGUCGCUUUCAGUGAUGCAUGCACCACAAGCUACAUGCAAUUAUCUUCAUAAAUUGGAUAUUAGCAAUCAUUUCCUGUGUUUUUAAAAGGUUAAUGGCGUUUCCAUGGUAAUUAAUGAGCGUCCUGCGCUUCCCGAACUACUUUUUUUUCUGUUAUUACCCGUCUACAGGUUAUAUAGACCUCUAACUGUUCCGUUUGGUUUCCUGACGGCUCAAAGCUGUGUUUUUAAUGUUGCUUGGUUUGUUUGACCAUGGGACCAAUUCAAAUAAAUGUUUGUGCAUGUUUGACGACCUGUUAUCUAGCACCCCUCCCUCAUGCAAUCCUCCUACUACAGCUUUAAAAUGGGGGGUCUUUACAAAGACGUCACUAAGGUUAAAAUGCGAAGAGAAGCUAAGCGUGAUGGACGUGUCUUGGAUAUGUCACAAAUUAGUACCUGUUUGGAUGUGGAGAUUACUGGUGUUGAAAAAAACUGUUUAAUAUAUGCAAUUAAUAAAGUCCUAUUAUGAAAUCUAAA